UCAAAGGGGCCGCCCUGAGGACCCGCAGGGACCAGGAACGUGCUCAAGUCUUUUCCCUGUAUCAACAGGGACCAUCUAUUGGACAGGACGAUGAUGGUGACGAUGAAGUUGUUCCGGACAGGUUUGGUUUCUUGUGUGAGAAGCCACUUCCCAAAGACAACACACUGGGGACUAAGCAGAGACGAACAGAGUCCAGGAGACUGACCAAGUGGGUCAAAAUGCUAAAAAACUAUAGCAAGUACCAUGACAGUGAGAAGUUCCAUCAACGCAUUUUUAAGGGAAUCCCUGGUCAGGUGCACGGGAAAGUGUGGAGGCUACUCCUGGGUGUGGAUGCAAAGAAGGCCCAGAACCCAGGAAAAUUUGAGGAGCUUAAAGAGCAAGCCAAGCUGCGCUCCAAUCAAUUUCAUCAAAUUGAUUCUGCGGUGUGUUGGACAUUUAGAAACCACCUCAUGUUCCAAAAACGAUAUGGACUAAAGCAGCGAGGUUUGUUCGAAGUCUUGAUGGCCUAUGCCAUGUAUAAGCCGGAGGUGGGCUAUGGCCAGGGCCUGAGCCACGUAGCAGCCCUGCUGCUAAUGUGGCUAGGUGAGGAGGAUGCAUUUUGGGCUCUGGUCCAGCUCAUGGAGAAGGAAAAAUACUCAAUGGAUGGUAGGUAGACCACAAUGGUGGGCCCACUCUGUGCACAUCCACUCACAUGGCCAUGAAGGCAUGGGAUUCAGUCUUUUCUCCCUUACUGUUUGCUGGGUGUAUAGGGCAGUCCUCCUCUGGAGGAUUCCUGAGAAGCCAGGGCUGGCAGAGGCCUCCUCUACUGACCACACGCCCC
This is a messenger RNA of Ochotona princeps (American pika), 820 nucleotides long. Its product is annotated as TBC1 domain family member 26-like. The record is from RefSeq and is a predicted model, not a curated record. The coding region runs from base 219 to 653 and encodes 144 amino acids. The transcript has 8 exons. Lineage: Eukaryota; Metazoa; Chordata; Mammalia; Lagomorpha; Ochotonidae.